This is a messenger RNA of Triticum aestivum (bread wheat), 2840 nucleotides long. RefSeq names its product protein ACCUMULATION AND REPLICATION OF CHLOROPLASTS 3. Gene Ontology annotation, molecular function: GTPase activity; GTP binding. Gene Ontology annotation, biological process: chloroplast fission. Lineage: Eukaryota; Viridiplantae; Streptophyta; Magnoliopsida; Poales; Poaceae. Gene Ontology annotation, cellular component: chloroplast; chloroplast outer membrane; cytoplasm. The transcript is spliced from 17 exons. The record is from RefSeq and is a predicted model, not a curated record. Bases 145 to 2349 code for a protein of 734 amino acids.
GUCAGAGAGCACUAACGUCCAACGAUUUCCAUUUUCGCUUCGCGUCACCGCUCACCGGCGGCUCACACCAGCCGCCGCACGCACGCCGUCGCAGCGUACGGCCUCCAAGCCCACCGCCGCCCAGUGCUGGCCUCCUCUUCGUCCAUGGCGGCUUCAGUGCGAGGCGGCCUGGUAGUCCCGCUCCCGCCUCCGCUCGCUUCCCCGCGCCGCCUCGCCCCGUCCCCGCGGAGGCGCCGCCGUCGCCUCCCCAGGGUCCGCGCGGCUGCGGUGGAGCCCGUCGAGGUGGUGGGCGUCGGGAGCCGGAAGGACGCCGUCAUCGACUUCUGCCUCGGCUCGCGCACCCUCUCCUCCACCCCGAUCCGCUUCUGGACAGUACACGUGGAUAAUUCUGAAGUGCAAUUCAUACCGAGAAUUCGGGAUACAGAGACAGCAGUUGGAGACUUGGAACGCCCCUUAUCUCUUCAUCCUUGCCCGUCGGCGGUUAUUAUUGUUGCAAGUGCCGGACAGGAGGCUGAUCAAAUUGCUGCACUGGAGCUUCUCAGUGCUACCAAAUCUGCCGAUAAUCUGGCUGCAUCAAUAUUUUUGAAGCCCUUUUGUUUCGAGGGACAAAGACGGCAAUUGGAGGCAUCUGAUUUGAUUGUUAAAUUUCAAGCAUGCUCGAAUUUUCACAUUGUUAUUGAAGCUGAUUCACUGCUUGAGACGGAAGUGGAAACUCUUGCUGAAGCUAUGGAAAGUGCCAAUAAUGCUGUCCUCUCAACUAUUAGUAUGAUAUCCAUCAUGAUGUCGGGAUUUAAUCAAAUGUUCUGGAGCUCCCUUGAUGCACAAAUUAAGGAAGUUGAUCCUGAGGAAGUAGGCAAACUACUCAAAAGCUAUGGGGAAGCUAGGGUUGGAUUUGGUGCUGGUUAUAAUGUCCAAUCAGCUAUUAAACAGGCUGUUCUUCACUGUCCAUUUCUUCGUGGUGGCAUAAAGGACUUGAACAAUGUUGUUUUUCUCUCGCUUACAACUUCCCGGGUAUUGGCUCAGAGUGAUAUGAUCUCCAUUCUACACAUCUUUCGUCGAGUUACUGGGUUCACUAAGGACAUUAUAUUUUCUAGAAAUUCUGAACCUGAUCUAGAGCCAAAACUCAUAGUAGUUUCUCUUCUAACAAUUCGAAAUACCCGUGAUGAAAAUGUUGCCUCAGUAAAGGAGGGGUUUCUUCUGAGCAUGGCUUUGCAUUUUCCUUUUAUAUCAUCUCUUAUGGGAGGAGAUACUCAGGAGCUUAGACAAGCUCGGUUAAAUCACUCAUUCAGCCAAUUGCCUGACAUUGGAUUGAGCUUAGCGGAUCAAGGAUUGCCAGAACAUUUCAGUGUUUCUAAUGAUGCUACUGUUUCUAAUUUACGUUCUGACAAAAUAGAAUAUAUCAAAUCUGAGAGGGAAUCUGAUAACAAUAAUGGGAGAAUACAUCCAGAGUUUAAAGGAGCUAAUUUAGAGUCUGAUGGAGAAACUAGUAUAGAUGUUGGCAGAGAGGAUCCAAGUUCACAACAGGAGCGUAAUUUCUGGAGUAAUGCCCCUGCCUUUGGUAUUGCACAAUUGUGGGCUAAAGAGAGGACCACAACAGGUAGAAGCAAUAAAAGGAAUGAGCUCGAUUAUAUCACUCUGCCUGUUGGUGUAAAAUCUCUUGAGGUUCAGUAUGAUCAUUCUCCAAAUACACAGCCUGAAACCCGUAAUGCUACCAAUAGCACACCUCUAUCUACUGGGCAUGCUGUCUCUGGAACCUCACUUUCUGGUGUUGGUUUGGAGAAAGUGAUGGAGAUAUGUAGUUCUGCAGCGGCAUUUCUAAAGGGCAGAAUGGAUAAAUCUCGAAAACGUGGCUCUGCUGCCAGCCGAGCUGCAUCGAUGCUCCACGCAGAAAGAGAACCCGAGAAAACAUGGAGCCCAAUAGUUGAAAUACAGUUUGGAGAAGGGACUUACAGAGGGAGAUGCCAAGAAGGUGUCCCUGAAGGAAAGGGACGCUUAACCUACAGUGAUGGUAGCAUCUAUGAUGGGCUCUGGAAGUAUGGCAAGAGAUCCGGUUUGGGAACGCUUUAUUACAGCAAUGGUGAUGUGUUUCAUGGAACUUGGAGGGACGAUCUUAUUCAUGGAAAGGGUUGGUACUAUUUUCACAGUGGUGAUCGUUGGUUUGCGAAUUUCUGGAAGGGGAAGGCUAAUGGCGAGGGAAGAUUCUAUGCCAAGGAUGGGAGUAUACUCUUUGGCCAUUUUCAAAAUGGAUGGCGUCAUGGAGAGUGCCUGUUGAUAGAUGGGAACGGAUCAAGGUGGCUUGAAGUUUGGGACGAGGGUGUACUUACCGGACGGACUAAAUUGGAAGAAUAGGAUUCUGGUUUCUCCGGACGUCAUUGGCAAUGCCUUGCUGCUUAAAACAGGGAGAGCCAUGCUUCAAAUGCUGUAAGACACCAUGGUUCCCCGCUGGAAGCUUUGUUGAAUGAUGAGGCGAUUGCACCAAUUUUUCAAAGCUUGUGCGCUGCACUGGUUGCCGGUUACCCCCUAGAGGUAUGGGAGAGGGUUUCCUUCAUACUUAUGUUGUUGAAAUUGGGGAAGAGCAUCGCAAAUUCACAGGCACAAGUGCACCAAACAAGAAGUAGGCCUGCAGAUUCAUUUCAUUUUGUUGAUAGGCGCCGUAUGUUUCUUCUCUGAUUAGCUAGGCUCUGUGCAUAGAUGAAGAAGCCCUUGUCACCCACAUUUAUUUCCACUUGGAUACUGGAGUUUCCACAAAACCGGGCAAUGUCGCCUGUAUGUGUAUAUAUGGUGUCCACUCUACAUUCCGAUGAUCAUCUUCUUAAGUUUAUUCAUCUCUUGACGGUUCA